UUGCGAAGUUCUCGCAGUGGGCCUUGGAAAAGUGCCACCUGUUCUCUUGACUGCGAUAUCUAAGGCCGAUGUAGGCCACUCGUGCUUUCGUGCCCUUUAUCGGGCCCCCCCCUCAAUUUUAUUAGUAUUUUGUUGUUCGAUUUUCUCACCGUUUCCCACCAUACCCUACAGAAGCUUUGUGAACUACUUUUUUCCUUAUGUAAUUUUUUUUGUCACAAACCUUACCAGGAUACUUGGCAUCGUGGGAUAUAGGACUUUUUGUGUUUAGUUUUUUAGCAUCAUUUCAUUCCGAUUUUCACUUUCGACCCUAACCUUGUGGCUUGCAUAUCAAUCUGUGUUGUGCUCUGUGUAGUUUUGUUUCAUGAAAAAAUGUGUGGAUUAUUUCCCCAGUCAACAUGGACUUAUCUACCGUGUAUGGUGUAAUGGCUGGACACAGCAGUGUGAUUGUAUCACAGAUAAAGUCUGAAGAUCCAAGUGAUGUCAGUAGUGGUUCUCUGUGUCCAGCUUCACCUCAAAUUUUUUCUUCAUCCAAUUCAGGUCUUUCAAAUGGCCAAACAGACUUCAGUAGAAUAAUGGGACCUGUUGUUGGUAGCUCUAAAUCUCACUGUCAGUCUCCUGAUGAAAUGGCUUUGGAAAUAUACUCCGGAAUUGCUGAUCAGUCCCCCUCAUCUCCAGGAAGCCCAGAAAGUCAUCAUCAGGAUAUGUUUUGUUCCAGUACAAUGUCCGGUGAUGGCAUAGGUGCAGUUGUUGUAUCGAAUUCCGAGGGUAAAUCUGGUGACUCUCCGAAACGUUUGUGUUUAGUCUGUGGAGAUGUUGCUUCUGGAUACCACUACGGUGUUGCAUCUUGUGAGGCUUGUAAAGCCUUUUUUAAACGAACUAUUCAAGGUAAUAUUGAAUACACAUGUCCAGCUUCAAACGAUUGUGAAAUCAAUAAAAGAAGAAGAAAAGCUUGUCAAGCAUGUAGAUUUCAGAAAUGCUUGAAAAUGGGCAUGCUGAAAGAAGGUGUAAGACUAGACAGAGUACGUGGUGGUAGGCAGAAGUACAGAAGAUGUCAAGAAAGCCCUUACCAAGUUCAUGCAAUUACAUGUAAAAAACCAUCAUUAGAAGAUAAUAAAAUUAUUUCUGCUCUUCUCAAUUGUGAACCAGAGCCUCUUCAAGCACAACCAAAUCCUGCUCUUCCAGAAUCACAUUUUAAAACUGUCAGUACUCUGAGUGAUUUAGUCGAUCGAGAACUUGUUGCGACGAUUGGUUGGGCAAAGCAGAUCCCAGGUUUUACGGAACUAAUGCUGAAUGAUCAGAUGAAGCUCUUACAAACCACAUGGGCAGAAAUACUGUCAUUAUCUCUUGCUUACAGAUCCUACCAGUCAGCAAGUUUACCACCAAAGUUGAUUUUUACAUCAGAUUUUACAAUGGAUGAACAACAAGCAUCCGACUGCCAAGCUGUUGAGUUAUUUUCUCGAUGUAUACGACUAGUCAAAAGGUUGGAUGUUCUAAAUAUAGCAAAAGAAGAAUAUCUAGCAUUAAAAGCUCUUCUACUGACAAAUGCUGAUAUUCAGCUUGAAGAUCCUUCCUCAGUGUACAAACUUCGUGAUACAAUUCUCUCUGGACUUCAGGACUGUGUUAUAGCUUUCCGUACCACCAGCUCUAUGCAGCAUUUAAGUCAGUUGAUGCUGUGCCUACCUCUUCUGCGGCAGCUCGAUGCUGAGGUGCGUCUAUUUUGGAGUAAAGUACGGAAAGAAGGGAAAGUCCCUAUGAACAAGUUAUUUGUUGAGAUGCUGGAAUCUAAUGUCCCCCUGUGGUAGAUGAUAUGAUUUUAUAUAAUUUGCCAUAUGAAUCCAGGAUCAACAACAAAGAGGUCUGUUGCUCCAAAAUGUUAUGAAGUAGCAAACAACAUGGAAUGUGAUCAAAUCUCAUUACAAUCAAAGCUUCACAAAUUAAAUGUUCGGAAGUGGAAGGGAUUUCUUUUCAUUCUUUAAACCUAAGACUGUAAAUUUUGAUGACAAUAUGGCUUUUACAAAUUCGAAAUUUAUUUUGAACUAUGAAUUUCUUAAAUGUUUGCCAUGCUUUUUGUGAAUAUUUAAAAUCAAAUUUGAUUAAAAAAAUGAAAUAAUAAAAAAAUAGAACUUUUUCUUUGACUGAGGCUGCAUACCUGAUAGUAUUCUGGUGCUAGAUUUGGUUUAUGUAAUAAGAUUUUAAUUCAAGUACACAAUAAGAAUAUAUAAUUGCAUUUCAUUAAAAAACUUUUUAUUAAUUUAUUAUUUUUUUUACAUUAUAUUUCAUAAAUUAAGCAAAGUACUGAAUUUGAUUAUAAGUUGUGAAAAUACUUUUUUUUUAUAAUGAUAUUUGUCAGUUGUUGAAUAAUCUUUUAUUGACUUAAUAGUUCUUGAAUCUAUUAAUCAUAAAAAUGUAUAUAUUUAAGAAAUAAUAAAUUAAUCAAAAUUAUUUAAAUUACUGUAGUAAAGAAAUAUUUUUUAAAUUGUUAUUUAUGAAUGAAUUAUAUUUAUAAAUUCGGUUAUGUUUUUACUAUUUGCUUUGAAACGGCUUAUUAUGAAUGAAAUAUAUCUCUAAUAUGUCUUAUUUGAAAGAAUUUUGUGCAUGUUUGUUCGUGUCUUAGGUUUUGGCAGCUACCUGUAUUAGGUGAUUUGUAUUAAUGUUGUAUACCAAUUAGAUAAGUUUAAUUUAAUAGUAACCUGCCUAAUAAUCCAUGAAUUGUUCUUAAGAAUAGUGUUUUAUAAUAAUGCUUCAGUUUUAUUAGAUUUUAUCAGUUUUAUCUAGCUGGAUUUAUUGUAUUGACCAAAAUCCCUUCCACAUCAUUGGACUAAUGUUAUUAUUUUGUCCUUGUUAUGCGUUAAAUGUUUCAUCUGUAGUUAAAUCCAUUUUUUUUUUUGGUUAGAUUUAUUUUGUGAUCAAAUUUGUUUUGUCCACUUCAUUCUGUUUAAAAUAGAACCAAGUUAAGAAAAAUGCCUUUUCUGUUCUCUUCAAAAUUGUGCACAGACCUCACGUAAAUACAACCAUUGACCAUGAUGUGAAUCAUUAAUUCAUUGUUUAAUAUAUUCACAUUGUGUCCGGCCAUUUGAAGAUGUUUAAAAGCAUGGUUUCCAUCAUUAAAACUGCCACCUCCAAAUAAAACUGUAAUUGCUGAAGGAUUUGCGUUGUUGGUGCUGACAGCUAAUUGAAGUAUGAGUCAUUUUUUAAACUAUAAACCUUGCUUGAUGUUUUACAACUGCAUCAAAGUGUCAAGUUUCUGUAAAUAUUAUAAUUUUAAUGUUAAUAUAUUUAAAAAAUGAAAUUCUAUGAUGUAUCUUUGUUUAUACAGCAGAUGAUUCAUUUUUCUAAAAGAUAAUGAAAUAUUUCUUCCUCUAUUUUUUUAAAAAUGUCAUACAUUUGUAUGAAGAGUUGUAAAUUAAAAAUCUGGGCUUGGGUAAAGAUGUUUGAUUUAAGAAAUAUGUGAGGCAUUUUUCUGUGAAAGAUGUUUGGUAAAUGCAUGAUUAAAAAUGCUGUUUUAACUAUAAAUAUUUUGAGUAAUCCAGAGCCUCAAUAUAAAGACUCACAUUUUAAGCAAUAAUUUUAAAAUGUUCAAAAUUCUGUGCAAUCAAAUGUACUAUAACAGUUUUUAUAAAUUUUUAAAAUUAUCUUUUUUAUUAAGAUAUCUUAAAGUAUUAUAAUGGUAAUGAAUACUAAAGUUAGAAAAUAAAUCUUCAUUUUUAAUUUCUAGUAAUAAACAGAAUUAUAAUAUUUUGUGCAUGCAUUUAAGUUUUCAUUUUAUCUAUUAUAUUUAAAAAUAUCUUGUGUUUUAUAUGACGAAUUGCAAAAUAAAUUUUUUAAUUUCAACGAGUCAAUUUUAAUUUGUUGAGUGUGUUUUUUAAUUAAAAGAGUAAACAAUUUUUUUAUCUGAGUAAUGUUUUAUAGUAUAAAAUUUAAACAUAAUUUGAGGGUCUAAUUAUAUAUGUGUUAUUUUUAGCUGAGUAAAAAUAUUUGUCUUUUUUAUUAAAAUACAUAAACACAGUAAUUUUGGAAAGAAAUGUUUACUAAAUAGGUUUGAAUAUCUAUGCUAGGAUAAUAAAAUAAUGAUUAAUCAUCAGUAACAUAGGUAUGCCUAAAAGACUUAUAUCCACUUGUUUGUUAGUAUAACAUUAUUAAAUUUUACUGAAAAUCACUGAGCCACUCGUUGUCUUCUCUUAUCACAUUCAGUAAAAUCCAAACAGGGCGUUAAGGCCCUUCAUUCAUAUUAUUUUAGUGUAUUUCAUAUUUUCUCCUUGAAAAAAAUUUAAGUUUACUAAACACAGUCAAAAUAAAGUUCUUCCAUUUUGAUUGCAUAAUAACUUAGUAAUAUUAAUAAUCUUGUAAAUUUUUAUUUGAUAUUAAAUCUCUAUUAUUGCUGUCUUUUGCAAUGCGACCUAAAAUGCCUUUAUAAAUUGUAAAAAUUAAAAUUUUUAAAGAGAUCCUUUGAGUUUAUUUGAGAAUAAAAUAACUUCAUGUGAAGACUAAGUAUAUGUAUGUAUGUUAAAUUGACAUCAUAAUUUGUUAGCUUAGAUUCAAGCAGUUUUAUUUUUCUUCAUUAAAUUACAAAGUUUUCUUUGCAUUCAUUAAAAUAUCCAUUGAUCAACCACUUAAUUGCUAAUUCAAAGUAUAAUGAAAUGUACACACUGAAAUCUGCAUAUUUUUAUUCUUUUUUUAUUUUUAUUUAUAGAUAAAAAAAAUUUUCAUAAUAAAAAAACUCUUUGCAAGUGUGUUACUCUUCUUUCAGAAAUUACUGUUGCUGUAUUGUAAAUUAUCUGUCUUAAUCUGUUAAUUUUAUGAUUAUCGGAAAUCAUAAUUAUCAUAGGACUAACUUAUACUAUUAAGUAAAAUACAAAUUGCAUUGAGAGUGGCCUUGAGGUAAGAAAUGAAAUAUUGUAUGAUGCAGAAAUAUGAAUUUCAAAAUCUUACCCAAUCAUUGUGUAACAUUUUUUAAUCUUCAACUUUUGUAAUAUACUGAAUAUCUUAUAUUUAUUGUGCUGUUUUAUGCUAUUAAAAUCAUAUGUAAAAAUGGUGUAAUUAAACAAAUACUGUUACUGACAUUUGUUAUAUUGUAGUAAAACUCCUUACUUUAUAUAUUUUUUCUUUUAAUGAGAAUUUUUUAAAUUUAUUAAUUUCACUUUUAAAGGUUUUUGUUGCAAUCCUUUUUCAUUACAAUAAAGUGUUUUAUAAAAAAAGACAGCAUUUUUAACAUAUACUUAUGAACUCACAGCUCUUUAUAAUUUCUUUUGGUCAAACAAUCUAAAAGUUGAUUUAUGGCCGUAAUUUAUUGUUUUUGGAAACAUCAAAUAAUUUUUUUCUGGGUAAUCAUAUAUGUGUCAUUUUAAAAGUUUUCAACUUAGUACCUGAAAUGCUAACAUUGUCCUUUGCAUAGACAGUGCUUUAAUUUAAGCUGCGAAUGUGAUUUUUUUUUCUUCUAAUUUCUAGAGCAAUGUGGUCCCGUCCGUUUGGCAUCUAGGUAAAAAUGGAAUAAAAUUGUGUAAAACAGGCUGUAUGUGUAUAGUUGCUGUGAUAAUAUCACUCAUUAUCAAUGUUUAGUUUGUGUUGUCAGUUGUAUAGAUUCCUUGAAAUUUGCAAUAAUACUCUAGUAUGCUGUUUUGCUAUAGUCAAUUUCAUGAUGUAAAACAAUAUUGGAGAUUAAACUGCUUUCUCAGGUGCUUAAAAUUUUUAUCGAAUGCUAAAAAUUAUGCUAUAAUAUGUAAAUAUUCUGUAUGCUUAUUCAAAUUUUUAAGAUAUCCUUUAAAAAAAUUUAACAAUUAAAUUUAUUAAAAACAAAGUUUAGAAUCACAUAUGUUAAAAUAUUAAAAACGUUUCAGCGUUGCAAUGGUAUGUUUUCAUCAGUAGGGGAAAUGACUAAAAUUGUAAUAACAAGGAUGAUUUAAUCAGACACAGGUUACGCUAUCCUAGAGAUAAAUUAAAACCUUCCUUAAUGACUGCUUCUAAGCAACGGCAACCACCGAAAAAUAACCAUAUGUUUAUGAUAUGUAAUGUCUUACAUUGCGAGAAGCUUUUGAGCAACGUGCACUUGUUAGUAUGAAUUUUGUAUUAGUGCUUAGUCAACCUUUUCCAAUUCUCCUUUGUAAUUCUUAUAAUUGAUUAUUAUUUAACCUAUUUUCUUCCGUCUCACAUUCAAGUCACUAUUAAUAGUUUUUAAGCAUUCAUAAAAUAUAUUAGUCAACAAGAAAUUUGAACAUUCAGUUGCACUUACUACAGCUAAGCUGCAUAUUUCAAAAGUUGUCUGCAGGAAUCUUUUUCUAUUGAAAUUUUUUAGCUUUCAUACAGAAGGCAUUCAUAGUUUUGAUAGGACAAUUGCACCAACUACAGAUAUGGUACAUCUUUCAUGGUUGGUUUGCAGGAAUUCUAUUAUAUAUUAUGAGUGGUAUUGAUGUGCCUUCAGUUGGCUUUCAAUUAUGUUUGUAGAAAAUACCAGCAGUAGGACAAAAAAAAAGCAAUGUAUGUACGCACCCGAAUUGAGCGAUUUCAUUUUUUCUUAAUGUUCUAGACACUGUAAGAGUUAGCGUCAGAACAAAAUCUUUUGUAAGUGAAUAACCAAGAUAUGAAUGAUAAUCACAAACGUGCAUUAAAAGACAAAGUCAUUGAGGAUGGUAGAAUAUGAAUAAACACUUGAAAAUUUGCUGCACUAUAUGGCUGUGUCAAAAAUAAAAUAUAAGAUUUUUUUUUUUGUACUGUUUGAUUUUUACCCUGCCUUUUAAUCUACUGAUAAAGAUGCACCAUUGUUACACUAGAAAGCGUAUAUGGUUAUUUAUCAAUUUUGCCAUUUUAAACUUUGUUUUUAAUAUUUAAUAUCACAAAGAAUUACUCCCAUAAUUUUAUACUUAUAACAAAUUAAUUUUGCUAGACUUAUUGAAUAAGAUAUAUGUUUUAUUGUUGUAUCAAUAUAUGAGCUAUUUUUUUCCAAUCAUAAGUAUGACUGUUUGCAAAAUGAAUUUUAAUUUUUGUCUUUGAUAUUUCAACGCACACUUCUAGAUGUAUAUGUAUGUUGUUCAUUUUAAGCAUAAUUAUGACUUAUGAAGUGAUUAAUUAAUACUCCUGAUGAUAUUGUUUUACAUUUUAGUGAAAAAAUUGUUGGCUGAAAAUGGUUCAUACUGUUUUGAGACAUGCUAAUUUUGUUGAUUGACAUAAAGUUUUUAAAUGGUUUGAUGAUUUACCCACCGAUUAUUUCUUUAAUAUCAUCUUCUAAUCUAACUUUUAUGUGUCUAUUGAGCAAAAAAAAAUGUUUUGUGGGCUUAUAACAGUGAAAAACUUUGGAAUGCUUUAUGGACUAGAAAAAUUGAAAGCGCUGAAAGUAAAUGUAACUAAAAGAAAAAAAAA
This is a messenger RNA of Parasteatoda tepidariorum (common house spider), 7350 nucleotides long. RefSeq names its product estrogen-related receptor (gene ERR). NCBI's taxonomy places the organism in Eukaryota, Metazoa, Arthropoda, Arachnida, Araneae, Theridiidae. Gene Ontology annotation, molecular function: sequence-specific DNA binding; nuclear steroid receptor activity; zinc ion binding. Gene Ontology annotation, biological process: regulation of DNA-templated transcription. Gene Ontology annotation, cellular component: nucleus. The record is from RefSeq and is a predicted model, not a curated record.